GUCUGGUAGUCCGCUAGCAGUAAGCAGUAGGUGGCUGGUGGUUGCUAAGAAAGGUCUCUUUUCUUCUAUUCUGUGUGGUGAGUCCUUCAUGCUGUCUCCCUCCUGUCUGUUCAUUGCGAAAUAUGAGUUCUCGCCCCUGUGGGUGGCCAGAAAUGUGUUCCUGAGCGCAUUUGUAGUUGCUCCUUCCAUCUGAUGGUUGGGAGUGCUUCAAAUGACGAGUUGAUCAGUGCUCGGCCCUGUCUUUUGUUCACCUCGUAGGGUUUGAGAUGGACGCAUCUUUUUCUGCAUCGGUCUGGCGUUGGUACUGCAACAAAACAACACACUUCACCGGAUCUGCCCUGUAUGGUUUUUUGCCGCAACUUAUCGGCGCUUUUUUCUGUGCCCCCUUAGCAGGUCCCCUCGUUGUACUUUUCAGUGCGGUAUUCCGGUUUCCCCGGUUUUGUAUUUACCGGUCUUUUGCGUGCAAGAAGACGUCAAUCGGGAUCGUGCGACGGAUGGAGCUUUCUGCAGCACUGGAAGCCUCUGCGGCCGUCUGGGUGGGACGCGGAAAGGAUGCGUGACAAGUGACGAAGGGGAGACUUCGCUUGAAGAGAUAAGAAAACUAGCGUAGUGUCGAUUUACUGACGUGACUAAGCAGCGUGUUUUUAUAUACCAUAGAGAGAUCAAGAGCGAACGGUAGAAGAAGGAACGGCCAGCCGGAAAAUGGAAAUCUAAAACUUAUGGAAACUCGCUUCGCGAACGCGAUAGGGUCUUACGCCAGAAUAUUGGCUAUCAGCUAGUUCUUUUUCAACGAUUGUUGAGCGCGUCGUGUGGGUAGAAGUGGCAGGUGGCACCUUGUUCGCCCCCACCUGAGUGUCUGCGCUAUGAGUGAGGCGAUCGGCAUAUCGCUGGGAAUAGUGGUGUAGUCAUUCCCUCAACCUCCUAGUUUCUUGAUCAUUUUAAGAUCGGCGGGUUCGUAGAGAAUAGAAUGAUAGAGGAGCACUAAGCUCCGCCUGCCGCCGGUUUGCGAACUGGAUAAAGCUGAGGCCGCUCUUUCAGUAGCCCCAGGAUAC
Messenger RNA from Amoebophrya sp. A25, 1052 nucleotides. Lineage: Eukaryota; Dinophyceae; Syndiniales; Amoebophryaceae. The record is from the annotation of a GenBank genome assembly.